UGUAACUUGUAGGUUGUUGUGAUGUUAAUUCUUUUUAUAAUUUUAAUUAAAUUGUUUAUGAUAACUUCCAUGCGAAAGUUCUAGAUGUGUUUGCAAUGACCUCUCCUAACAAUAGCACAGUGGUUGACCAGGAGGAGGACAUACAUUUAUCUGAUGAAGAAGGUGGCAUACGAAUAGAUGGAAUUUAUAUUCCACCUCCACCAGUGCCCUACUGCAGUGUGGAAAAUAAGGGACCUCGAUUGAUCAUCACAAAAAUCACAAAUAACUUUUUCAAAAGUUAUGGCACCAAUAGGAUCUUGGGUCCAUUCCACAAGUGCUUCAAUUCAAUUGUUGGACCCAAUGGAAGUGGCAAGAGCAAUGUUAUUGAUUCUAUGUUAUUUGUGUUUGGCUAUAGGGCUACCAAAAUCAGGUCCAAGAAACUUUCAGUAUUGCUCCAUAAUUCAGUGAAAUAUCCCAACAUCACAUCUUGCACUGUAGCAGUUCACUUUGCAGAGAUCAUUGAUAAGGAAGGUGAUGAGUAUGAUGUAGUCCCAAACAGUGAGUUUAUUGUAGCAAGAACAGCAAAUAAGGAUAAUUCAUCUUUUUAUACAUUGAAUGGCAAAAAGACACUGUUCAAGGAAAUUGGGACUUUGCUAAAAAAACAUGGUAUAGACUUGGAUCAUGACAGGUUUUUGAUUUUACAGGGUGAAGUUGAGCAAAUAUCUUUGAUGGCUGCAAAAGGAACGGAUUCUGAACCAGGUAUGCUUGAAUAUCUGGAGGAUAUAAUUGGAACAUCCAGAUACAAGGUUCCACUCGCGCAAUUAAUAAAUAGAGUCGAAAGUUUAUCGGAACAACGGGUGGAGCGGUUGAACCGUUUGAAGCUUGUUGAAACCGAUUUGAAAAGCUUGGAGGGACCAAAGGAUCAGGCUGUGGCAUACCUGAAACUAGAAAACGAUAUAGUCGUUAAGAAGAACUUGUUGCUCCAGAAGAAUGUAUCGCUUUUCGCAGAGAACAUCAAGAAAUCUGAAGAGAAUAAAUUGGAAAUAGAUGUUGUUGUUGAAGAGAUAACGGAGAAGCUGAAUAAUAUAGCGUCUGAGAUCAAAUCCGUAACAAAUUCUCUCGAUAAGGUAGCAACGGACUAUGAAAAACUGAAGAACAAUAAAGAAAAAUUGAAAGAAGCAUUCGCCAUGGCGAACAACGAGGAUCUGAAACUGCAGGAGAACAUGCGUCUGGCUAAUAACAAGAGGAAAAAAUUGAAGCAGAAUUUGAUCGCAGAGGAGAGCCGGUUCGAAUCAUAUCAGAAAAACCCCGAAGACGUCGAGAAAGAAGUCAAAGUUUGCGAGGAAAUGGCCGAAAAGAUGUCCCAGAAAAAGGAAAAGUUGCAAGCGGAUCGCGUUGAGAUGCUGAAAAGUCUGGUCGAUGCCACUAAAGAGUUGCAGGAGAAGAAAAAAGACAUGGAAAACGAUUUGGCAGAAUUAAAGAAAAGUCUCAAUGCACUCAAUACUACAUAUACUGUUUCCGCAUCUGAAUUGAAUCUGUAUGUGAGAGAUCAAGAGAGUGAGAGCAAAAAAUUGCAGAAUAUUAAGCAGAGUUAUGAAUCGGUUGAGAGUAAAAUACAGCAAUACUCGGCGGAAAUAGAGAAACUUAAGAAGAUGUUGCCAGAGAACGAAGCGAAUCUUAGUAAAGCCAAUAAAGAGUUGCAAGCAAUUAAAGUUGACGAAGGGAAUGUGAUCAGGGACGUGAAUAAGAAACGAUCUAUGUUGGAGGAAAAAAAGUCUGCGAUGCAAGCGACUAGAUCCAGAGGACGCGUUUUGGAUGCUUUGAUGAGACAGAAAAUCGAAGGAAAUUGUCCUGGACUCUUCGGUCGAUUGGGUGAUUUAGGAGCAAUUGAUGGGAAAUACGAUGUGGCAGUGUCCACGGCUUGUGGACCUUUGGAUAGUAUAGUCGUCGAUACAGUGGAGACCGGUCAAUGGUGCAUUGAGUUUUUGAAGAAACAUGAUAUAGGCAGGGUUACCAUUAUCGUAUUAGAAAAACAAGAGCAUUUGAGAAGACAUUACCAAACCCCUCUACAAACACCAGAAAAUGUGCCAAGGUUGUUUGACCUAAUUCGCGUAGAAGAUGAAAGGAUUAAACCUGCGUUUUACUAUGCGGUGAGAAAUACUCUUGUAGCCAAAGAUUUAGAUCAGGGAUCCAGAAUUGCGUAUGGUGCUCAACGUUUCAGGGUAGUAACACUUGGUGGAGAUUUAAUUGAAUUGACCGGUACAAUGAGCGGUGGUGGUAGACAAGUUAGCCGUGGCAGAAUGGGUCAAUCUGUGGCCGUGUCCAACAUUGAUCCAAAGGAAUUGGAAAGCAUUGAGGAUGAAGUAAACGAACUUCAACAUAAGUUGCGGCAGAUACAGCAGAAACAACCGAUCCUGGAAAACACAGUCAGCGAUUUGAGUUCGCAAAUCAAUCAGAUGAAUAUUUCUUACCAAAAAUUCAACAUGCAAUUAACUUCUUUGAAAAGGGAAAAACACUUGUUGACCGACCAAUUGCAAAAUCAAGAGAAAACUGCGGCGAAAACCAAAGCCGAUCCUUUGAAAGUCAAAGAAAUGACGAGUCUGGUUGAGGAAAAGAAGGCUGCGUAUGAGGAAUCUUUAGAUGCAGUGAACUCUCUUCAAACAGAAGUUACCGAAAUUAAUGAUGAAAUUAAUCGACGUACUCAAGGCAAAGUAGAAGUGAUCGAUAAGAAUAUUAAAGAGACGACGAAAUCCAUUGAGAAGUUCAAGACAGAAAUAACGAAGUUACGAGUCGGAUUAACCACUGCCGAAAGGAAUUCUCAAAAGUCUGCCAAAUUAAUAGAAACCAUGAAACAAGAUAUUACGAACGAGGAAAAUUCGAUGAAAUCCAUGAAAGUUAAGAGAGAGGAAAUCGAGGAAGACGCAAAGAAGUUGCUCAAGUGUCUCGAAGAAGUCAACGUAGAUUUGAGUAGUGGAGAGGAAGAUUUUUCAGAAUAUAAAGCUAAAAUUUCUGAACUGACCAAGACGGAAAAUAAAAUAAAAGGCGAAAAGAUAGAGAUAGAUCAGAAGUUGAAGGAUGUGACGGAAAAGUUGGAGGAUAGCAGAGGAAAAGUGAAUGUUUUGAAAUCGAAAAUUAAGCAAUUACGGUUGCAAUCGAUUCCAGAUGAAACUAUUGGGGAGCUGAAAACGUACAGUGAGGAGGAACUGGAAGAGAUCGAGUUGAACACGAUACAAAGACAGUUAAAUGUAUACGAGGAUGAGUACAAGAAAGCCAAUCCCAAUCUGGAAGCUAUUGUCGAGUACAAGAACAAGCAGACUGUCUUCAUUAAAAGGACGGAGGCGCUGCUGGAGAUCACCGAACAGAGGAAUAAAGUACGCGGUUACCACAACGAUUUACACGCGCGCAGGAAGCAGGAAUUCGUGACGGGCUAUAACAUCAUUAAGAUGAAGGUGAAAGAGAUGUACCAGAUGAUCACGAUGGGCGGGGAUGCGGACUUUGAGAUGCUCGAUACCUACGAUCCCUUCAACGAAGGCAUUCAAUUCAGGGUGAGACCUCCGAAGAAAACGUGGAAAUUGAUAACGAACUUGUCGGGCGGCGAGAAAACCCUAUCCUCGUUGGCUCUGGUUUUCGCUUUGCAUUACUACAAACCAUCACCGCUGUACGUGAUGGAUGAAAUCGAUGCAGCAUUGGACUUCAAAAACGUGUCGAUUGUAGCGAACUACAUCAAGGAGCGCACUAAAAACGCCCAGUUCAUAAUCAUCUCGCUAAGGGCGAACAUGUUCGAACUAUCCGACCGCAUGAUUGGAAUCUACAAGAUCUUCAACAUCACCAAUUCCGUGGCUCUGAAUCCAAAGAGCUUCGACCAAAACCGUACUGCACAUUCGGAAGAAACGAACGACCAAAACGACGUUGUACUUCAGAACGAAGUUGUACAGAACGGCAGUUUAUUAAAUACGUCCGUAACAGCAACAGCAGCCAAUUCCUAAAUUGUUUUCAGAUUUUAUUCUCCAAAUAUUUUUUUUUUCUUUUUAAUAUUUUA
Molecule: messenger RNA, 4018 nt
Organism: Nicrophorus vespilloides
Lineage: Eukaryota; Metazoa; Arthropoda; Insecta; Coleoptera; Silphidae
Gene: glu
Product: structural maintenance of chromosomes protein 4
Exons: 13
Coding region: 96-3965 (1289 amino acids)
Biological process (GO): mitotic chromosome condensation
Cellular component (GO): chromosome
Molecular function (GO): ATP hydrolysis activity; protein binding; ATP binding
Source: RefSeq, a predicted model, not a curated record